Cydia pomonella (codling moth) is the source of this 2646-nucleotide messenger RNA. RefSeq names its product facilitated trehalose transporter Tret1-like (gene st4). The record is from RefSeq and is a predicted model, not a curated record. The transcript is spliced from 8 exons. Lineage: Eukaryota; Metazoa; Arthropoda; Insecta; Lepidoptera; Tortricidae. Gene Ontology annotation, cellular component: membrane. Gene Ontology annotation, biological process: transmembrane transport; carbohydrate transport. Gene Ontology annotation, molecular function: sugar transmembrane transporter activity. Bases 138 to 1712 code for a protein of 524 amino acids.
CUUGACGACCCCUGCACUAUCCUCUGGUCCACGAUAACGUCUCAGUCGCGCCUGCGCUGAGGUUUCGGCGCCAUUCAUUAUAGUUAAUAAUUAAUAGUAAGUGAGUGAGUGCGUGAGGAUUUGAUUAAGAAUCCACAAUGGAGGUUGAAGCCAGCGCGUCGCACGCCGCUCCAAUCCUGGAGACAGGGAACGGGGACGUCAAGAUGCUCAAACGAAUGGAGACUGUUCCUGACAUCAAGAGAGACACGGCAGGGAUCACUACACAAUACAUCGCGACUGGCAUAGUGAAUCUCGGAGCCUUCGCCGCCGGAGUCUGCGUGGCCUGGUCAUCAUCAGCACUGCCCCUUCUCACCAGUUCCUCGGGGGUGGAACCGAGCGAAAUGCGAGUGGAACAAACUUUGCCGACCAACGGAACUGAAACCAGACUUGAGCUAACAGAGUCCGAGGCAUCCUGGGUGGCUUCCCUGCUAUGCCUGGGCGCAGUCUUUGGCUCCAUCCCUGCUGGACUCAUAUCUGAGUACUUCGGAAGGAAGAAGACUCUGCUGUACCUCGCACUGCCACUGCUUGUGUCCUGGAUCAUGGUUGGCUCAAGUCCGAACGUGUACGGUUUGUACGUGGGGCGGUUCGUGGGCGGAGUAGCCGUGGGUGCCUUCAGUGUGGCCAUUCCGCCCUACGUGGCCGAUAUCGCUGAGAAGCAUCUCUGGCCCACGCUGGCCAAUUUCUACCAUGUGCACUUCUCCUGUGGAAUACUGUUUGGAUAUAUCAUUGGUAUGGUGCAAAGUACAACCUGGCUCUCCAUCCUCUGCGCCAGCAUCCCAACCGCGUUCUUCAUCGCCUUCAUCUUCCUCCCCGAGUCUCCUGCCUACUACAUGUCCCAGGGAAAGAACGCCGAGGCCAAAGCUGCCAUGAGAUACUUCCGAGGCAUUGACAAUGACAUCGACGCAGAACUCAAAGCGCUGAAAGAACAAAUCAGAAACUAUGCGAGGAACAGAGUGACAUUCAAACAACUCUUCCAAACGAGAUCGACUUUGAAAGCACUGUUUGUCUCUUUUGGCCUCAUGAUCUUUCAACAGAUGAGCGGCAUAUACCCUGUCCUUUUCUAUACAGAGAAGAUCUUCAAGGAUUUCUCAAUCUCCCUAAAUCCGCCAGGAGCAGCGAUAAUUCUAGGAUUCUGCUUGGUUUCUUCAACAUAUUUCUCAACUAUGCUCCUCAGGUCAUUUAGACGAAGAGUAUUGUUAAUGAUUUCUUUCAUGACUAUGGCUCUCAGCUUGGGUUCCUUAGCAAUCUAUUACCAUAUGAACGCUGGAAGAAUUCAAGAUAGCAGCACAUGGGUACCUCUUUUCACUCUCUGCAUUUACGUGAUCGUGUAUGCCAUGGGUGCUGGACCUAUUCCUUGGUUAAUGAUGAGAGAAAUCUUCCCUGCUAAUGUGACUAGGAGAGCAUCAGCGAUAACAGCUGGUUUCCAUUGGUUCCUGGCCUUCGGUGUCACAAAGCUGUACCAGAAUUUAGUCGCUAAUGUAAAGACUGGUUGGACAUUAUGGCAUUUUGCGGUUACUUGCAUAGUUGGAACUAUCUUUGUUUAUUUCUUCGUUCCUGAAACGAAAGGGAAGACGUUAGAGGAGAUUCAACAGGCGUUUGAUGGGAUACAGAAGAAGAAGAAGCAUAUACAUGUUAUAGAAGUAGAGAGCUUGUCAGAUGCUGAAGCUGUUUAAGACUUAUCUCAGAAAAAAGUUACGGCAAACAAACUUUAAUUAGGAAUGCAGAUGAUAUAUUGGAUUUAUACGAUCCAUUUAAUUUUAAAGAUUUUAAACUUUUUAUCUGUGUUGUCAUACCUGAAAAUUCUCAGUUAACAGAUGGUAUACGAUAGAUUUAGGAACACUGGUUUUUAUUGUAUAAUUAUUUAGUUUAAAGAAUGUCAAACGUCGAGGAUUGAUGAAGAAUGUUGUAUGGUUCGAUCUGAACAUUAUGUACCAAAGUAGUAUUUCGUUUUAAGAAAUACUUUUACUACUUAAUAAUAGUUCGGAAAUCCAACUACUUAAAUGUUUGGAGGAGUAAAUAGAGAGCAGAGUAGGCCCAGGCCUACGGAGACAAAAGAGGGGGCAGCAAGGCGGCUAAAAUGAUGGGUGCUGAGAAAGGGCCGGCUUGUAGUUACUACUGGGGCCUAAGGAGGCUAACACUGCAAAUUCGCCACUGAAUUAAUUUGUAAACGAUAAUUGUUUGAAUAUGUUUGAAGCCUUACGAUAUCUUAGGAAACCAGAGUUACUUCAUUUCCAUAAAACCUUACAAGCAUCAAUUAGUUAAUUAACGUUUUAUCCCUUACUUAUAAAUGUACAAGUCAAAACUACAGAUUAAACUAAAGAAUUAAUAGCGAAUUGAGGCUUGUAAUGAGUGUAUGAAUAAUAUUAUAUUAUAACUAUGAGUUUGGAUUACAUGAUAAGAUCGAGUUUUUAACAAGAAUGAUGGAUGCAAGUUACAGUAGUUUUUUUUUCAUUAGUUAGAAUUAGAUAAGUUUUAUUAAGUUAUUUUACUUAUUUCAUUAAAUUAUUGUAUGGGCUGCAGUGUAGCUACUAUUAGCUAGCCCAUAGGUAUACGUCUACGUAUGUAUUUAUUUUAUUGAAUCGUAAAUAAAGUAGUUUUAAUGUCUGA